CUCCGCGAAGCCGUCGGAUUUCAAAGGAACGGUCGAAAUGAAGGCGUCCCCUUAACAAGACAAUCAUCUUAUCUAAUCUUUAUCUCUUCCAAAUUUCCAAUCUCUGUUUCUCCUACUGUUCAGUUGUUCUGCUCUCUCUACCUCGAUCAUCGGUGCCAUGGCGGAAUGGUUAGUUGGUCCAAUCAUGGAGAAGAUCAUCAACGCUUGCUCUGAUUACCUGGAAGAGCAAGUCGGAUGGCAGACGGGCAUGAAGAAGGAGCUGGAAAGCCUGCGAGAAAACCACCCGAAGAUCCAAGCUGUCGUCUUUGCAGCUAACCAAGCACAAAUUAGCGAUCAGAACCCAGCUCUCAACAAAUGGAUAUGGCAGCUAAGAGAUGCUGUUGAUGAGGCAGAUGAUGUGCUCGAUGAGUUUGAGUACAUGAAGCAUAAACAACAGCUCACCAAAAACAUGGAGGAAACAGAUCAGAAAAGAACGGUGUUUUCCAACACGAGCUUCCUGAUUGAAAGUGCUUCGAAAAUUCGCAAAGUUGGCGAACGUGCUUUCAAGAUUGAUCCCAACUUGAAGAGGCUUGCGGAGGUUGUGCAGAAACUAGAUAACGUUUCUGCUGGGGUUAGUAAUUUUCUUCCUCUUCUAGAUAUCGCAAAACAGGGGCAGCAGGAGAAGCAGCGUCAGUUGUCCGAAGUACGUGAAACAGGAUCCCUGCCUACUACAAAUGAUCUCAUUGGGCGGAGCAAGGAUAUGGAGUCUGUUAUGCAGUGGUUGAGGAAACCAUCAAAUGAGCCUCGGACAAGUAGGUUCAGAAACAUUUCUCUUCUAUCUAUAGUGGGCCAUGGUGGUAUGGGAAAAACAACUCUCUUGCAACACGUCUAUGAAGAUGAAAUUACAAAAGAAUUUGAUCUUAAAAUGUGGGUUUGCGUUUCCAACAACUUUGAUGUGAAAAGAGUCAUGGCUGAUAUGUUGGAAUCUCUUAAAAUGCAGAAGCCUAAUUUGGAUUCACUUAAUGCACUUCAAGGGCGUCUCAAGAAUGAGGUGAAUUCCAAAAGGUUCUUACUGGUUCUUGAUGACGUUUGGGAAGAGGAGGAGGAACGGUAUAAAAGUAAAUGGGGGAAUGUGCUCGCCCCUCUAGCUUCUGGAAGUUUUGGUAGUAAGAUUCUGGUAACAACUCGGACGGAAUCAGUCGCACUGAUGUUUCAAAAAGUGAUUCAAGACAAACAAAAACCAAUGACAUUAGAAGGCUUAGAGGAGGAAGAAUGUUUGGAGCUCCUCAACACCCAUGCGUUUGCUGUAGACGAUCUUGAUGAUCAGAGAAAAUUAAAAUUAAAAUCAAUUACUGCAGAGAUAGUUAAAAAGCUUUCAGGGUCUCCUUUAAUAGCAAAGGUCAUAGGCGGUGAUCUGAAUUCUAAUUUGGAUGAAGGACAUUGGACAAGAGUUUUAGAUUCUGUUCUUGAAAUUAUAAAAUUGGGUCAAAAUGAUAUCAUGUCCGUCUUAAGAUUGAGCUACGUACACCUCCCAGAACAUCUAAAAAGUUGCUUUACAUUCUCUUCCAUAUUCCCACAAGAUUAUCAAUUUCGUAAAGGUACUUUAGUCCGACAGUGGAUUGCAUUGGGUUUCAUUCAACCUUCUCAUAUUCAAGGAGAGAUUAUGGAGGAUAUCGGAGGAAGUUAUUUUGAUGUUUUGGUUAAAAAAAAUUUCUUUGACAAGUUUGACAACAAUUUUGGAUAUUACUAUAAGAUGCAUGAUGUAAUACAUGAAUUAGCACAAUCUGUUUCCAUACAUGAAUGCUUAAGAGUUGAGGGUAGUACAAAGUUGCCUUCUCCAAUUCCUAAGACUCUUCGACACUUGUAUGUUAAAGAUAUAAAUCCAUACUUUAUAAAAGAGAUUGUGCAGUUUAAAUAUUUGCGUUCUCUUUUCGUGUCUUUUCUACCAUCUUAUCAAAAUAUUUGCGCACUUAGUGAAAUAUUCAGAGCAUUGAGAAGCCUACGCUUGUUAGAGAUAUUUGGCCCACCCUUGAAAAUAAUACCUGAGGAGAUUGAAAAUUUGAUACAUCUUCGAUGCUUAAGGAUUAAUGUUACAAAUUUUAUUAUGCUGCCAAGAUCUCUAAGUAAGCUCUAUCACUUGCAAUACAUAAUCUAUGAUUGGCCAAUUAAUGAGAAAGGUGCUGAUUUUUUACCAAAUGACAUUAAUAACCUUUGUAACUUGCGUUUUGUGAGAUUUCCCAAGAAUUGUAUUUCAUCGAUAUGUGAGAUUGGGAAGCUAAAGUUUCUUCAAGAAUUGAUAAUAUUUGAUCUUAGAGAUGCGAGUGGUUAUAGAAUUGGGGAGCUGGAGAACAUGAAUGAUCUUUGCAAAUUAGGAAUCAAUUGCCUUGAAAAUGUUAAGGAUGCUGAGGAGGCUUGUAGUGCCAAAUUAUAUGCCAAGAGGAGGCUCACAUAUUUAAGCUUACGGUGGAAUAACACUAAAUUGAGGAACAUCAAUUUAUAUGAGAAAGUGCUCGACAAACUUCAGCCACCAAAAUGUCUAAGCGAUCUGGAGAUAUAUAGAUACAUGGGUGCAAGGUCUGCUAUAUGGAUGAACAACGUCAAUCUUAUCUCCAAUCUAGAGGAAAUCAAUUUGACAGACUGCUUGGAGUGGGAAACUCUUCCACCUUUUGGGCAACUUCCCUUCGUCAAGUCACUGAAACUUGAAAACAUGCCGAAAGUAAAAUGGCUCCAAAGUAAAUAUAAUGGGAAUGAUAAAUACCGUGCCUUUCCAUUGCUAGAGGUGUUACAUAUUGAGAAAUUAGAAGCAUUAGAGGAUUGGUUUGAGGCAGGAGUAGCUGCUGAAGAUGGAUAUUUGUUUCCUUGCUUAAUUAAACUGGAGAUAUUUGGCUGCCCGAAGUUGAAAGAGUUGCCCUCUUUGCCUUCUAAGCUUAAGAGGUUGACGAUGCGAUCUACGGCGUGGACGACUUUGAAUUUUUGUAGCAAUUCGAAUCCUAUCCCCCUUGAAUCAUUAUGGGUCGAUCGCUGUCCUAACAUUACAUCUCUUCCUCUGGCUGAUGAAAUAGCAAGACUUGCAGCACUAAGAUCCUUGACAAUUUUAAAUUGCCCCAAUCUGAGAUCUCUCGGAAGAUAUCAAGAAUUGGAGACUGCUAAUAAUUGCCAUCUCAUGCUCAACAAUCUCUGUAUACGUGAUCCAUUGUUGUUGCUAAUGGAGCCAUUGAGAAGUAUCGCCUCCUUAUUAAAAGAGCUGAGUAUUUGGGAUAAUGAUGAGUUGGUUUUAUUUCCAAAUGACGCGGAGCAGUGGUUUCUGAAAGUUAGGUCUUCUCUUUCUGAGCUAAGAUUUGAAUGGCUCAAAUCCUUACAGUCUCUCCCUUCCUCCUUGGAAAGCUUAUCUUCACUUCAGAAACUACAUAUUGAUGAUGUUCCUAUGCUUCGGGAAUUACCGAACCUUCCUUCCUCUUUAGAAUAUCUAUAUAUUUGGGGAUGUCAUCCAGAGUUGAAGGAGCGCUAUCGAGAGGAUGGAGGCUCCGAUCGCCACAAGAUUGCUCACAUUCCGAAUAUCUAUAUUUCUACACAAGCAAACUUCUUUUUACGACCGGUGGCACGUGGAAGAUGAGCAAAAAUGAAUACAGCAAUAGAAGAGUUAAUAGGAAAGGAGAAAUAUCUCUGUAUAUUAUGUAUUCUAUUGAGCAAGAGCUCUUCUGUAAAAAAGAUAACAAAAAGACUGUCCUCCUCUUCCUCUUUCACCUAUAUGUAAUUCCUCUAUUUUCCCCUUUUAGCUAAUAAGUAAAAAAGGUUUUAAAAGUAACAA
This is a messenger RNA of Dendrobium catenatum, 3787 nucleotides long. RefSeq names its product putative disease resistance protein RGA4. The transcript is spliced from 3 exons. The record is from RefSeq and is a predicted model, not a curated record. NCBI's taxonomy places the organism in Eukaryota, Viridiplantae, Streptophyta, Magnoliopsida, Asparagales, Orchidaceae. Bases 158 to 3592 code for a protein of 1144 amino acids. Gene Ontology annotation, molecular function: ADP binding. Gene Ontology annotation, biological process: defense response to other organism.